UUUCUCUCUGUUGGUUUCUUCUCAACUCGGUUAAGCCUAAACCUGCACGGAUAGAGGUCAAACUACGACAGGAGCUUCAAAUUAGAAUCAAAUGAUAACCAUGAAAAAUGGUUACAUGAAGAGGAGGAGAUUGAUUCCAGAAAACCUGCGGAGUCCGGAACGGAGGAGGCUGAAGGCUUCGAGUGUUCAUUCAUGGAGCGCGGUUGUGGUAAGUUGCAUCGUUAGUUACCAGAGCCGUGGAGAUAUGCUCACCUACGCACCUCGAAUCACGCAGUUCACAGACUUUGAGUGACCUGUUGGUUGGGAAAAUGACCCACUACGCGAAUAUAUGAGGAAAGCAUUUAUGAAGGAGUUGGGAGCAACAGCAAAAACAGAUGACAGACCGCACCUCAUGCUGUUUCCACAAAAUUUGGAGAAAAUAUAGCCAGCAUAACGGAUUCAGUUCUUUCUCUCCCUCUUCCUCCUUUUAAUAGUCUCUUGAUCGUCCUCUUGUCCUACAGAUAUUACUGCGCGUUUGAUAUUUCUGUCCAACAGGCUAUUGGAAACGACAUGCACAGACCUCGUACUUUCUUUGAUUCUCUGUUGGAUUGGCCAGGAUCAUGGGUGAAUCAAGACUGCACAUUGCAAUGUACCCCUGGUUGGCAAUGGGCCACCUGACUCCAUUCCUUCACCUCGCCAACAAGCUAGCCAAGAAAGGCCACAAGAUCUCCUUCCUCGUCCCUACCAAGACCCGAGCCAAGUUGGAGCACGUCAAUCUCCAUCCCGACCUCAUCACGUUCGUCCCGAUCACCAUCCCUCACGUGGAGGGACUCCCUCCCGGUGCAGAGACCACCUCUGACGUGGCCUACCCACUCCACCCGCUCAUCAUGACCGCCAUGGACCACACCGAGCCAACGGUUCGCCAAGUUCUUCAGACCCUGACGCCUCACUUUGUCUUCCACGACUUCACCCACUGGCUGCCCGCCAUCACACGUGACCUAGGGAUCAAGUCAGUCCAUUAUUGCAUCAUCAGUCCCGUGACUGUCAGCUACACCCUAUCUCCAGCGAGGCACCUCUCCGCGCAUAAGUUAACCGAGGCCGACUACAUGGUCCCCCCUGCUGGCUUCCCAAAUUCAUCAAUCAAGCUCCACCUCCAUGAGGCGAGAGCCCUGAUUGCAAGAAGAUUCAUGACUUUCGGAGGCAAUGUCAGGUUCUCGGAUCGCAUGUUCUCUGGAUAUAUUGAGUCCGACAUACUGAGCUUUAGAUCAUGCCGAGAAAUUGAGCAGCCCUAUAUUGAGUACCUGAAAGACCAGUUCGGGAAGCCUGUUUUGCUUUCUGGACCAGUCAUACCCGAGCCACCGAGUUCUGCCCUAGAUGAGAAAUGGGUCAAAUGGCUAGGAGAUUUCAAGGCUGGCUCAGUGAUUUACUGUGCAUUCGGAAGCGAAUGCACAAUGCAGAAGGAUCAAUUCCAAGAACUAUUGCUGGGUUUAGAACUUACGGGGUUGCCUUUUCUAGCAGCACUCAAGCCACCUUUCGGAACAUCGUCAAUUGAGGAAGCCUUGCCCGAGAAUUUCGAAGAAAGGGUCCAAGGACGAGGUACAGUCCACGGGGGUUGGGUCCAACAACAGUUGAUACUUCAGCACCCAGCCAUUGGUUGCUUCAUUACGCAUUGCGGAAGCAGCUCGAUCAUCGAAGCACUCAUCAACAAGUGUCAGCUCGUGCUAUUGCCGCAAGUAGGCGACCAGAUAUUCAAUGCGAGGAUGAUGGCCAACAACUUGAAGGUCGGAGUCGAAGUAGAGAAAGGCGAAGAAGAUGGGCACCUGAUGAAGGAAUCUGUGUGUAAGGCUGUGAGGACAGUGAUGGAUGAAGGAGAUGCAUACGGGAGCGAAGUGAGAGAGAACCAUGCCAAGAUGAGAGAAGUUUUACUGGACAAAAAGCUUGAAUCCACUUAUAUAGAUUGUUUUGCUCAAGAGCUCCAAAAUCUGCUCCAUUGA
Molecule: messenger RNA, 1973 nt
Organism: Rhodamnia argentea
Lineage: Eukaryota; Viridiplantae; Streptophyta; Magnoliopsida; Myrtales; Myrtaceae
Product: cyanidin 3-O-galactoside 2''-O-xylosyltransferase FGGT1-like
Exons: 2
Coding region: 600-1973 (457 amino acids)
Molecular function (GO): UDP-glycosyltransferase activity
Source: RefSeq, a predicted model, not a curated record